AUGGCUACCUUAUCUCCUACAGGAGCACUGGUGAACGAUGUGUCCUUCACUGAAACCGGAGAGUUUGAGGAACUCUUUCAAGGUUGCAUUGGGGCCAACGGUUAUAAUUACGUUACAGCACCAGAAGGGCAUACUAACAAUGCUCAAAACUUUUCAGUUCAAGACCUCCCAAGCACCGCCAUGGCGCAGGACGCUGGUGUUUUUGGGGAUCUUUCUGAUCCUUUCACUACGGGAGAGGAUAUAGACCUGUCGGCAUUGCCUCCAUGGGAUUCAGAGCACAGUCAUUCUGCAAUCCUCGACAACGCAGUAUCGCCUGAAAUUGGGGAUAACCAAGCCAACCCUAAUGAGGAUAUUGGGAGUUCUGAUCAGACUGCGGCUGUCCAGAACAUGAAUCCCAGUACUACUGGGCAGUCCACUGCUACGGCUACACCUCAGCCCGGAACCAUGUCUGGAGACCUGAACCCUAGCACUACUGAGCAAUCCGCCGCUACGGCUUUGAUGCAUCCUGGAUCUGUGCCUGUAAACCAACAUAUGGGAAAUCUGGCGCCUCCAGAUGCCCGUCUAUUUGCUUCUACUUACUUCACUGGUGUGAUUGGCCCUAUCAUGGGUCCUAUAAACGGUGUUCAGCAAACCACCUUGAAGCAAACGCGCGAAUCAUUACCAAGCGGUUACUCUACCCUCCCUUGUUAUGCUCUUGGGGCUGGUGUUGCUGUCAAUAAUUCGGGUGUCUCAUUUACUGAGGCUGACAAUGAGGACUUCUUUAAUCGUGGAAACAAUUACGUGAACAACGCUCCCAGCAACCUCGUGGGAAAUGCCCCUGGCAACCAUGUGGAUAACGUCUCGAGGAGCUCACAUAACGCCACCCCCACUGACCAGGCCGCAAGCAUGCUCGGCAAUGUAACCGGAGUACAGGACGUCUCUUCAAAUAGUUCUCAAAAGAGUACUCCACCUUCGCAGCCAGUCUAUACUGCUGGUGGGCUUCAGGGAACUACUAUGCCGGCAAACCAAGUGGAUAGAAACCGUUCUAGUUCUGGUUCUUCCGGCAAUUCUGGUACGUCCCAGAAGUGCAAAGCAUCUUCGCCUGGCGAUCAGAUUACCGGCAACCCUGAAAGCCAGUUCACUGGACAUCAGAACACCGAAAGCCAGCUCAUCGGACAUCAGAUGGCUGGAAAUCAGUUCACUGGAAACCAGAUGGCUGUAAAUCAGUUCGCCGGAAGCCAGAUGAAUGAGCAUCAGUUCGUCGGAAGUCAGAUGGCUAGCAUCGGAAAUCAGAUCACUGGAUUCACACACCAGCAAGGGACUCAAGUGUAUCAGGGUAUCUUCCCUUCUCAGCAGGUUGCCUGCCAGAACGGCACUAUGAUCCAAUCUUCGCCGGAGACUGGAUCUGAACCAAUGCACUCCAGUCCAGCCGAAUACCUCCCUGGCCAACUUGGGGCAGUCGAGGAAUUCAACCAAGGCAUAUCAUCUGGAAGCAGCAGAAACUCUGUGCAGCAGAACAGCCCCUCUGAUGGUCAUUAUGCGCCCCCCGGUCAAGGCGAAGCCACCUUCCCGAUUGAUAUUUCUGGCCAGCCGGUCAUGACCGCCCAGGCCCCUGUUCAUAACCCACAGCCAAGCCCCGUAUCACUGAUGGACCAGCUGAUGAACCCGGAAGCUUAUAAUGUAGACUGCGGUACGCUGUACUCUUCAGUCGAGGAAGCCAGGGCAGCACGCCCGGUGCAGGAUGGCGUUCGAGAGGACUCAACCCUGCCCACCAACGAUCUGCAAAAACAGGCAAUUGUUAGGGCCCUAACCAAGGCGAUGCUCAGUUUCAAGAACGCCGAGGAUAACCCUGGAAUGAUCAAGCCAUUCAAAGAGGGCAAGUAUAGCGCCGAGAGAGUCGAAUGCGUGUGCUGGGAGAUAUUGGACUGCGUUAUUACCAGACAAAUCUCGGGCUCGUUGUUGGCAGCUCAUGGACUGAAAAGAAAGAUUACGAGCGAUUUGCUGACGUUCGCUGAACGCAUGACUAAAAUUCUAGAUUGUCUCGAAACCCAAAAAACAAUUUGCAAGCAUCUACUAGAUGCCCCUUACAUGCAUCAAUUUGUUGAUGAUCCACAGGCUGCUCAAAAGCGUGUCAUUGCCAAUAAGACUUUGAACAAGCGCAAAGGUGAAGUGAUGAACGCGGGCAAGCAAGUUCUCGGAGCCAGAAAGGCAGCUGAGUCCACCACCAUCAACCAGGCGGUUAGGGUUGCAGCGGCUACAAUGUCCACAGCGCCUGCUAUGCCUACCAUGACUACCGUGCCUCCAGUAAACAACGCCGGUGCUGCAAUGACCCCAAACAACACCCCUGGCAAUAUUGCAGCGACCGGAAGAAACCCUCUCCCUGCCACUCCAUCCAACACGUCCCAGCAGAUGAAUAUCAUGGCCUCCGCCAACAAAGUUAGAUACCAAACGGCGAUGAGCGCAGGAACCCCUACACCUGUUCCACAAGUCAGACCAGGCCCACAGGGAUACCAGUCGGUACCUCUGAACAGAGUUGCCGCUGCUCAAGCUUACAACAACCGAAUGAUGGGCGCAACCUCACAUCCAAGACAGAAUGCCGGGUCCGUCACAAUGCCUCCAACCGCUCAGGCGUCUCCUCAUCCGUACAACCCGGAGCAAACAAUCAACACCCUGUUGGGACGAAACUUGAUGGUCAAUUAUAACCAGCUCGCUUCGCAAUCUCAUCCAUACUCACAGAUGGGAUAUCCACAACAGAUGGGAAAUCCGGUCCAAAUGGGACACCAACCUCGGAUGGGCCACCAAUCCCAGAUGGGCCACCAGCCUCACAUGGGACAUCAAGCACAGAUGCCAGGUCCUGUUUCAGGUACACGUAAGCGCAGAAGGGAAGAAACGGACGUCGAGGACGAUUCUCCUUCGGCCAAGCGGCAGCAUUAA
Messenger RNA from Aspergillus tubingensis, 2913 nucleotides. RefSeq lists its product as uncharacterized. Lineage: Eukaryota; Fungi; Ascomycota; Eurotiomycetes; Eurotiales; Aspergillaceae. The record is from RefSeq and is a predicted model, not a curated record. The transcript has 3 exons. Bases 1 to 2913 code for a protein of 970 amino acids.